CCAAGAGUGAGAGUUCCAGUGAGAGUGAGACAUCGGAAACCUCAGAGUCCAGUGAAUCUGCCGGCGAAGAAGGUCAGUUCUUCUCCCUUGCUAAAUCUCGAUCAGUUAAGAAAUCUAAGUCAGGCCUGAACAAGCUCACUGAGAAAAAUGAAACGUCGAAAACUACAGGAAUUAGGAGACAGGACAAGUCCAGAUGGUAAGGAACAUGUAUCAAGAACAAACUCAGGUGCUGAUAAUUCAGGAUUUCCAUAUAAUAAGACCGGCAAUGCUGCAGUGUCCAACAAGUCCGUAUCUGAAUUGGGGACAUUUGAAUGGCCAAGCGGGAGUCCAUGUGCCUCUCGUGCAAACAUCUACGGACAUUCACCUUACACAGACAAUACUGAGAAUGACGCUCAAGACACAUCAAAGAACGACGAGAGUAAUGCCUUGGGUACCUUUGAGUGGGGAAGUGGCAGUCCAGAACUACACACGAAGACAGAUGAUACAGCUGAUAAAGACCUGGGUACUUUCGAAUGGCCUUCAGGAAGUCCAGAAUUGAGCCGUCGUAAAGUAACACAAGUAGAAGAACAGGAUGGUUCUGACUGGAAUAUUAGUACAAGUCCCACAUUCCCAAGGAGAACGAAAUUAAUGAAUAGAUACGAUACCGAAACAGAAACCGAGACAGAACUCAAUUUAUCGGACGAAACAGACGAAGAGAUCUCCAAAAUGCCAAGUGUCGCCGAAGAGACGGAAGACGACUUCAAUUUCGAAUGGCCGAGCAGUCCGGUGCUCGGCCAGCGCCGGGCCUUCGGGUCAGACUACGACACGCAGAACGAAAAUGAGACGUUUGAGUGGCCAAGCAGCCCGGACCUGCCGGUGAUGAAAAAUCCACUGUUCAUCAGUUUCACCGAAGACAUAGACCAAAUUCUCAGUAAUGACGUAGAAGACAAUUUUGCUGAGAUGGAAAGAUUAUUGGGUUACUCCCCCCCGCCAACGGAAGAGGAAGGAGAUGAGACGAAGAGCACCUCAAGCAAGGUCAGCAGCGGUGCUUUAGACUCAAAAGCGUCGACGGAGGGAGGCACAGGGGAGGAGGAAGAGGAGGAAGAAGAAGAGGAGGAGAAUGAAGCAGAAAACGAAACCAAAGUUGAGGAGAAGAAGGAAUUGCUGAAGGAUCGGGCGAGAAAGAAUUUGUCACUUUUCAUAGGAAAACUAACAAACAUCGAUGAGAUUCUGGGGUCAGUCCUGAAGCCCUUGACGUCAUCCAAGAAGAAGGAAGCCUCAGAUAAUGACGGUCAGCACCGCAAGAAAGUUGUUAAAGUUCCCAAGAAAAUUGACUUCAAGAAUCUUCGGGAUUCGAGUGUGGAGGAGAUCGAUGCCGCCGACGUGAAGGUGCACGACGCCAAGGCCAACCGGGCGGAGAUCGACGAGAACAUCGAGGAAAUCGACGCUUCGGCUGUGAUCAUCCGACAAAAGGAGAAACGAGAAGCUCUCCGCGCCGAAAUCAUCAGCGCUGUCAAAGCAGGGUUGGACGACGCUACUUUGCAAGUGUACCGCGACGGGGACUACGGCACUUACUUGGACCUCGAGUCUUCGCUGGCAGAGCAAGCCGAGGACAUCGACGGCCUCACUGACAGUAAAAAGAAUGCCAUUAUUCUUCGAACUCAACUGUCUGUCCGUGUCCAUGCCAUCAUCGAAAAACUGCUCAAUUCCGAGGGCCGAGAGCUGCGCCGCGCCCUCUUCUCCCUCAAGCAGAUCUUCCAGGACGACAAGGACCUCGUUCACGCCUUCGUUCAGAAUGAUGGCCUCACUUGUCUCAUCAAGGUUGGAUCCUCGGCCGACCAGAAUUACCAGAACUACAUUCUCAGAGCUCUCGGUCAGGUGAUGCUUUACGUUGAUGGCAUGAACGGCGUCAUGGAACACCAGGAGACCAUCCAGUGGCUGUACUCGCUGAUCUCCUCCAAGUACCGCCUCGUGGUGAAGACGGCUCUCAAGCUCCUCCUCGUCUUUGUGGAGUACACGGAGUCCAACGCGCUCAAGCUGAUCACUGCCAUUGAGACUGUUGACGCAUCCAGAGGUGACCCCCCAUGGUCUACCAUCAUGCGGCUUCUGGAGGGCCGCGACAGCUUGGACAUGGAGCUGUUGACUUACGCCAUGACGCUCGUCAACAAGACGCUGAAUGGCAUCCCAGACCAAGACACUUACUACGACCACACCGACUUCCUGGAGGAACAGGGCAUGGAAACACUCAUCGAGAAAUACAUGCACCGUCCAGAUAGUGAUUUGGACUUGUUGCAGCAGUUCACUAUUUAUGAAGCAGUUUUAUCAUAUGAGGAUGGUGAUGAUGAAUGCCGCACUCGCACUAUUGAUCCAACUAUCAGACAAGUCCCAAGAAUAUCAUCUACAGAUAGAGAUUCCAUUGAUCGCCGCAAGUCUCGAAGACACCAUCAAUCUCCUUCACCAACUAAAAUGAAAAAGUUAGGAGUCAACUUGGGAGACAGCGGUGGCAGACAGUCCAGCAGUGAUGAGGACCAUGUGACUAUUAUCAACAUCAAUGGUGAAUCCUUUGGUAUACCCCAGGAUGAUCUUAGUAAUGUUAAGCAUGCAGAUGCAGGAGUCACACCUGCAUUGCGUCGACGUCGUGAGCGAGCUGAGCGCCAUAGAACCUUCAUCAACGAGCAGGAAAUCAUCAAUGAAAGUCGCCGUGGCUCUCAAUCAUCUGACAAUGUGGAAGAUGAAAAUCGCAAGAACAUCGAACUGUCUGGUCUCAACAAGCAGGCUUCUUGGAUGAUGGACAUGAUGUAUGCCAAACGUGAAGAAGAUGGCACAGGUCGUAGGGAAUCUCUAACCAAUAUACAGGACAUUGCCUCAAGAAUCUCUAGCCUUCAAGACAAAGAGAAUGUUGAUAAUAAUAUGCGUAUGCCUAUUGAGAUCAAUUCAGGGGCAUCAGUUAAGGAACUACAAGAUAAGAUGAUGAAUACUAGUUCAGGUCAACUCGCUGAUGGAGAAAAAUCUGGGCGAAAGGGUGACAUUAGUGAUCGUAUCAACAAAAUCAAGGAUGGUCUCUCUAAGUCACAUUCCAAGGGAGAGAUAAAAGACAGUCCCAUUCCAGUACCAGAACCACCAAAGAAGUCAGAAAAUGACAUACAGUGGGAGCUUUUGAUGAAGCAUCUGAACAGACCUUUGCAACUCUGUGAUCUUGAUUUCUCUGACUUAAAUGCUCAGGAUGAUCAGGUGAUGCUGGAGAGCAAUAAACCAGGAUGUCCGCCACCUCCACCUCUACCUGGUGGAGCACAGCCUGCAGGUCCACCACCACCACCACCUCCUGCUGGGCCACCUCCUCCUCCUCCACCUGCUGGAGGACCUCCACCACCACCACCGGCACCUUUAAAGCGGCCAGGUCCUCCUCCAGCUCCAGCAGCACCUCAAGAUGGUGAUGCUCCACCACCACCACCACCUCCUCAGAAUGGUGUUGAUGGUCAGCAGGAUGAGGCAAACAAGCCACACAAGACAAAGAAAACCAUUAAACUUUUCUGGAAGGAGGUGCGAGAUCCAAGAAUACCUGAGGCUACUAUAUGGGACAAGAUGGAAGACAUUCCAGUUGAUACACAAAAGCUUGAGCAUCUCUUUGAAUCCAGAGCAAAGGACCUUAUAGCAAAGAAACAACAAGAGCAAAAGGGCAUAAAGGAAAUUGUGGUGCUGGACCCCAAAAGAUCUAACGUCAUUAAUAUUGGUAUGACUAAGCUACCACCACCACGCACAAUCAAGACAGCGAUUUUGAAAAUGGACUCCUCAAUCAUCAAUCGUGAAGGCAUUGAGAAACUCCUUACAACCAUGUUACCAACACCAGAAGAAAAGCAGAAGAUUCAGGAGGCUGCAAUAUGCAAUCCAGAGUUACCUUUAGGUUCAGCUGAACAGUUCCUUAUGAUGCUGUCAUCUAUAUCAGAGCUCCCAGCUAGAUUAAAGCUUUGGAUUUUCAAAUUAGAUUAUGACAAUAUGGAGAAGGAAGUGGCUGAACCUCUGAUGGAUGUAAAGCAAGGCACAGAGGACCUUAUGAAGAAUCACACCUUCAAAACAAUUUUAGCUGUCCUCAGAGCCAUUGGUAACUUCCUGAAUGGCACAGAAUGCAGAGGCUUCCACAUUGAUUACCUGUCUAAAGUUCCUGAGGUUAAGGAUACUGUCCACAAACAUUCUCUCUUGCACCAUCUGUGUCACAUGGUUAUUGAGAAAUAUCCAGACACAUCUGAUCUCUAUUCAGAGAUUGGUUCUAUAACCCGUGCUUCUAAGGUUGACUUUGAAGAACUAGCAAAGAAUAUUGUCAAAAUGGAAAUAGAGUGCAAAUCGUCAUGGGACCAUCUAAAAGCCAUAGCUAAGCAUGAUGGGCCAACGCAAAUAAAGCUGAAAAUGUCAGAGUUCUUGGCUGACUGUGCAGAGAGAAUUAUUGUUUUGGGCAUUAUCUAUCGUCGUGUGAUGACCAGGUUCAGGCGGUUCCUCCUAUGGCUUGGUUUCCCACAACAUGUAUCUCAGGAAAUUAAAGUGCAGGAAGUGUGCUCAACCGUUAGUGAAUUCGCCCUUGAGUAUAGAACCUGCAGAGAACGGGUGAUACAACAGAUACAGAAGAAGGCAAACCACCGAGAGAGGAACAAGACUCGUGGCAAGAUGAUUAUGGAGGAGAUAGAGCACCGAGGCUCCCAUAAGCCCUGUCUCAAGAGUCGCUCGAUGGAAAAGUUCAAGAGACCCAAACAGACAAAGGAGGAGAAAGCAGACUCAGACCUCAGGCAGCUUCUUAACUACUCUGAUGUAUCUGACACUGAAACUAUUCGUGGAAAGAGCACGUGGAGAAGGACUAGAGAAGGUAAAGCACGUAGUCGAGGUGAAGAGGCAAUGGCAGAGAUGAUGGGAGAAGGUGAUGAUGCCUUGCUUGAUUCUCUAGUGAAGACAGCUACACAAGGUCCCUCAUCUAGAACUACACCUCGGGAACGCAAGCGGUCUCGACAUGCUGACCGCAAGUCUUUCCCAGCAGCAAAUGGUCCACGACGAUCUAGAUCAAGAAAAGGUGUGCCAGACUUGUCCCACCUGGAGGCUUUGGUACUUCCCAAAUAAGAACUCCUUCGCCACCAGCCACUACCCUGGGGACACCUCGCUGCUAAAAUCUCUUGCGGCGCACCCUGAAAAAUGGACUUACAGAAGAGGAAAAACGUCUCCUUGCAAUGAUUGCCGCACAGACCCGUUGAAGCCCCAGCAAACAAGUCUUUCCAUACCAAUCAUCACCCACUCCUGCUAUUCUCAUUCUCUGGGACUUUCAUGAUAUAACAUGGGCUCGUUCUAGAGUCUUACAUAGUAUUAGCAGAUGUUUAUGUUUAUUCUUUAGGCUGACAUCAUAAAUAUAUAGUGUUAUGUUGGUGAUAUGAUCUAGUCAGUCAGGAGUAGUGAAAAACAUCUCCAGGGUCGUCGUUCUGAUAGCUGCAUCAUGGUCAUUUUCAAUAAGUAUAUUUUAGCUUCAAACAAAUGAUCCAUGCAUACCAAUGUCCAUAUUUCACUAGCCUGUUUUCAAAAUGCAAUUCUCAAUUGCCUAACUCCUAAUAAUGUAGGAACCUCAGACUGCUGCACUUAUAAAGAUUCUUGUAGGGUGAUUAAGGGAGUCCCUGCAAAAUUUAUGAACUACCUUUGUCUUUUCUUAUUUCCAGCAGCUUUUUCUUUUCUUUUCAAGAUACUGUUUAGGUUGCAAAUGAAUUUUUAAUAUCCUAUGUAUGGCAAGUAUUUUUUCAUAUUUAGGAGUUUUAGAAGAUAAUUUAAUCUGCUGUGAUGUCCUGUUGAAAAUAUUGGCUAAUGCCUUCUUUGUAAAUAGUCCUGCAUCAAGUUGUAAAGAGUGCUGUUGCCCUGUGCAGGCUUGUGCCAUGAGAUGUGUAUGCUUCUUGAAGUAUGUAAGGGAAUAUCCCCCAAAAUUUCAGUUCAGUGGACAUCACGCCUUGUAAAGACACUGUCCCCUCAUGAACAUGUCUCUUUUUAUCAUUCUUUCAAGAGGAUCUGGUUCUUUAAUUGUAAUAUUUUUGGUGAUUCACCUAAGGUCACAAACACAUCUUCAUGCUGGUCAUAGAUGACUAACAAAUUGGAAUAUUUUGGACAUGGUCUUUGCAAUUCCUAAAUAUACACAAGCUUUACUCAAAAUUAUAACAAAAUUAGACUGCAUUAUCAUGCCCAGUUUUCAAUUUGUAAGUUUUAAUGUGUCCUAUUUGUAGCGCCCACACAUAUCCCAACUGCAUAGAUGCUUAAACUGCAUACAUGUUUAAAGAGACUGUUAUUUCAGUAUACAUUUUCUCUGUCUUACAGGAAUACUCAUUUGGUAUCCUGUGUAGAUUAGCUUCAAAUAUUUUCCAGUUAUGACCUGAAGGGCAGAGAAGCAAUUAAUACUCACUGUUUGUAGAAAUAUUGUCCUACUGUAGAUGAGGCAUAUGUGGGUUGUUGCAUGGGGGUUCGCCUUUACUGGAUGAUUAUUGAUUUAAGAUGCAUUAUCAUAAUGCAGUAAGUCAGGUUUAAAUAUAUUAUGACAUUUUAAUGUUACUUUUGAGAUUUUGAUACUCAAAAUAGUGCUUCAUGAAAUUUAAAUAAAAAAAAAAGGCUG
Molecule: messenger RNA, 6598 nt
Organism: Penaeus chinensis
Lineage: Eukaryota; Metazoa; Arthropoda; Malacostraca; Decapoda; Penaeidae
Gene: Fhos
Product: FH1/FH2 domain-containing protein 3-like
Exons: 28
Coding region: 148-5079 (1643 amino acids)
Biological process (GO): actin filament network formation; cortical actin cytoskeleton organization
Cellular component (GO): cytoplasm; cytoskeleton
Molecular function (GO): actin filament binding
Source: RefSeq, a predicted model, not a curated record